UAACUGAGACAUGAUGUAAAUUUUUUAAUGAAAACCAUAUACCAGAAUUUUACAAUCUAUAAAAUUAUUAUAUCGUUAAUUUAAAUAAUUUUUGGGCAAUAAUCGUGAGAAAAAAUCGUCUUUUCAAACAAUUCUAUUAUAUUAUCAUUAUAAUCGCGACAAGAGUGUUUGUUUUUUGUACUAACAAUAUUGACUAGAAAAGAAUGUGUUCGAGUGGAAGUGGACUUGGAUCCUCCACCUCAUGUAAUGGUGGAGGCAAGGAGGUUCGAUAGUUAGACCUGUUACAACUCUUGGAACUUGCCCUCGAUAUAUAUUAUACGUCAAUCGUUGAUAAGAAACUCGCUGAAAUGACAUAUUAUCAUUUUUGCCACGUUUUCACAGCCAAAGAAUGUGUAGAGAACAUGCAAACAGAUGACGAAUAACAACAUGCCGGGCUUUUAGUGUUUCACGGUUGUUGAACUUUAGAGCUGCACAAAUAUUUAGAGAUGAGCGAUUUCUCUCUUUGUAUUAUUCACGGACCCGAACUUUAGCUUGGAAACAGUUAGAAAUUAUCACCCCGAGGAAGCAAAUUUCAUUGACAUAUACGAUCAUUCAGUGAAGUGGUAACAAUGCAUUUUAAUACACAAAUUUUCGAUUCGAAUAGGAAAGGAUAUUUUUAUGCAGUUACUUUUCUUUCUAAGCUUGUUACAAACAACUCAACAAGUAUCCCAGAGAUUAAGUGCAAGAGCUAUCUUUUGUUCUAUGCUGAGACCAACAUGGGAAAUGGAAUUCAAGCAUCUAUAUAUUUUUUGGGCCUUAUAUAUUGCUUUUUUGGAUUGUCUGUCAUUACCGGUUGCUUUUUUCGUUCAAUGGCAAAAGUUGUGCAACAAACCCGGAAGAUUGUUAUAUUGGAUCCUGACACUGGGGCUGAAGUGGUCACAAGAGAAAGGAUAUGGAAUUAUACAUUGGCUGAUAUCUCUUUGCUAGCAUUUGGCACAAGCUUUCCACAAAUGUCACUUGCUAUCAUUGAUGCCUUUCAAAACCUUGGUCAACUUUAUGCUGGAGGUUUGGGCCCUGCAACACUUGUAGGUUCUGCUGCAUUUGACUUGUAUCCUAUUCAUGCUGUUUGUGUGGUUGUUCCAAAAGCGGGCACAGUGAAAAAAAUCUCAGAUUUAGGAGUAUGGCUAGUAGAGCUUGUGUGGUCUUUUUGGGCAUAUGUCUGGCUUUACAUAAUAGUACAGGUGUGGACUCCAAAUGUGGUGACUAUUUGGGAAGCAGGAUUGACUGUAUUGCAAUUUGGUUUGCUCUUGUUGCAUGCAUAUGCACAAGAUAAAGGGUGGCAUUAUUUCUCACUUCCAUUGCCAAGAGAAGAUAGACCAGAAGACUGGGUGCCAGCUGAGACUAGAUACAGCAGCUUACAGGGAGGAAGUCAUGGAGAUUCUUCUACUGCUCUAUCUGAAUUUGCACCACGAAAUCGUACUGUUGAUAUAUUCUCAAUUCAUUCUAACGAACAAGCUGAUAAUGUCUCUGAGCCUGUACGUCAGAGAGAAAAUAUUGAAACUUUUUCUUUGGAUGGGGAUCUCAAUGUUCCAGCUGGUAGAAAGGGAGUAAAAAUUUAUUUGGUCUUCCUUCAACAGUUGAAGGAUGCACUCACUAUGGAAGACUAUGAAAGAAGUAAGAAUAGAAGUGUUCCUCUUCGAUCAUUAAAAAUACUUUGGCGAUUCAUAAAUCUGCCCUGGAGGAUUUUGUUUGCUUUUGUUCCCCCUUGUGACAUUGCCCAUGGAUGGUUGGCUUUCACUGUUUCCCUGUGUUGUAUAACUGGGAUUUCAUAUGUUCUUACUAAACUUACAGAUCUGAUAAGCUGUGCAACAGGAAUAAACCCAUAUGUCAUAGCUUUCACAGCUCUUGCAAGUGGAACCUCAUGGCCUGAUAUGGUUGCAAGUAAGAUAGCUGCAGAACGGCAAAUGACAGCAGAUUCAGCCAUUGCAAACAUCACAUGCAGCAACUCGGCAAACCUCUUUAUUGGCAUAGGGGUACCAUGGUUGAUUGGUACCGUAUAUAAUCGAGCUGCUCUUGGAGAAGCAUUACGUGUUCAUGGUGAUGGAUUGAGUUUUUCGCUUGUUAUAUUCUUCAUCACAUUUUUUUUAUGCAUGCUUGCUUUAGUAUUAAGGCGUUAUUUCUUUGGUGGUGAACUCGGAGGACCAAGGUUAUGGGCUUGGAUAACAUGUUUCUACCUCAUGUUUCUUUGGAUCACUUUUGUUGUGCUAUCUUCUCUCAAAGUUUCUCAUAUAAUAUAGGACCUCAUUCCUUGAAAUUAGAGGGGUUCGAAGUGAUUUUCAAUUUUUUUCAAUUAGCUAUGCAAUUUGGUUAUAAGAAUACAUUCCUUAGAAGAAGAGGGGUUUCAAGUGAUUUUCCUUUUCUUUCAAUUGGCUAUGCAAUUUAGUGUAGGAUGGGAAGCCCUAGCUUCAAUUUUUGUAAGUUUGGAUUUGUAACAACUGUUAUUUAGUGGUCAUUAUUUAUCUUUCAACUAUUGAAAUAAUAGUGUUUUUUU
Molecule: messenger RNA, 2530 nt
Organism: Cryptomeria japonica (Japanese cedar)
Lineage: Eukaryota; Viridiplantae; Streptophyta; Pinopsida; Cupressales; Cupressaceae
Product: magnesium/proton exchanger
Exons: 10
Coding region: 609-2276 (555 amino acids)
Biological process (GO): transmembrane transport; metal ion transport
Cellular component (GO): membrane
Source: RefSeq, a predicted model, not a curated record